Styela clava is the source of this 3537-nucleotide messenger RNA. Its product is annotated as elongation factor-like GTPase 1. The record is from RefSeq and is a predicted model, not a curated record. Lineage: Eukaryota; Metazoa; Chordata; Ascidiacea; Stolidobranchia; Styelidae. Gene Ontology annotation, cellular component: cytosol; ribonucleoprotein complex. Gene Ontology annotation, molecular function: ribosome binding; GTPase activity; GTP binding. Gene Ontology annotation, biological process: cytosolic ribosome assembly.
GCAUACAGCCAUGAUAGGAUUUACGUAUUUGUAUGACUAAUCCACCAAUUUUCAAGUAAAAAAAAAGAACUAUUUACAGUGAAUGUAAACCAUUUGGUAGAGACUGUUUAGGGCGUAUAGUUUCACAUUAUGUCGGAGAGGGUGAGCCUGAUAAAUGUGCUGCAGAAGAAUCCCAAGAACAUUCGGAAUAUUUGUAUAUUGGCACACGUUGAUCAUGGAAAGACUACUUUGGCUGAUUCUCUUAUAGCAAGCAAUGGAAUUAUAUCUCAACGAUUGGCGGGAAAAUUGAGAUACAUGGACAGCAGAGAAGAUGAACAAAUUAGAGGAAUAACAAUGAAAUCAAGUGCAAUUUCAUUAUAUUUCAAGUCCGGAGAUGCAAAUGAAUAUUUGAUCAACUUGAUUGAUUCACCAGGACAUGUUGAUUUCUCGAGUGAAGUUUCAACGGCUGUUCGAUUAUGUGAUGGCGCCAUUGUUGUUAUUGAUGUUGUGGAAGGAGUUUGCCCACAAACUCAAGCUGUACUUCGGCAGGCCUGGUUGGAACGUCUGAAACCAAUGUUAAUUUUCAACAAAAUGGACAGAUUAAUAACAGAAUUAAAACUCACUCCACAAGAAGCCGCAAUGCAUUUGCAACAGAUAUUAGAGAAGGUCAAUGCUGUCACAGGAAGUUUAUUUUCUGCUGAAGUUCUUGAAAAGUCAAAUAAGAAUACAACUUCUGAUGAGACUGAAGUUGAAACAGGAUCUGAUAUUGUCUAUGACUGGAGUGCUGGUUUAGAGUUAACGGAUGAUUCUCAUCUUUAUUUUUCUCCGAAUGCUGGAAAUGUUGUUUUUGCAAGUGCAACAGAUGGAUGGGGAUUCACAAUCGACCACUUUUCUAAACUUUAUGCAAAGAAGCUUGGCAUUCAAGAAAACGUUUUGUUAAAAACCUUGUGGGGCGACUACUAUGCAAAUGUAAAGGCCAAAAAGAUAUUCAAAGGAGCUCAAGCAAAAGGAAAGAAAUGUUUGUUUGCACAAUUUGUACUAGAAAAUAUCUGGUCAUUGUAUGACACUGUGCUUGUAAGAAGGGACAAAGAUAAAUGUGAGAAGAUAGUUCAAUCUCUAAAUAUAAAUGUAUCUGCAAGAGAUAAAAGAUUAAUCAGCACUGAACCUAAAUCUUAUCUUCGUGCAAUAUGCAAUCAAUGGAUUCCAUUAUCCCAAGCUGUUCUAUCUAGUGUUUGUUUGCAUUUGCCAAAUCCUUUAUCUAUAUCUGAUGAAAAAGUAGAAGGACUGAUGUGUGGAAAUUCGCAUAGUUUUGAUUCCUUUCCCAAUGAAACAAAAGAUUUAAAGCCAGAAUUUCUGAAUUGUGAUCAAUCCGGUAAAGUGAUUGUUCUCGUUUCUAAGAUGGUGGCUGUUGAUCCAAGUCGUCUUCCCCAGGCUAAGAAACGCCCAUUAACAGAAGAAGAAAUCAAGGAAAAAAGAGAAGCUGCUCGACAGAAACUUCUAGAACGACAAAACCAACUGGAGAAAAAUACUUCUGGGGAAGAAAAUCAGGAAUGUGCAGCGAAAGAAAUUCAAAAUGACAAUAAAGAUAAUGAAAUAUCUGAUUCUCCUCAUUUUGUUGCGUUUGCGAGAGUUUUUAGUGGCACCUUGAAAAAAGGUCAAGAACUAUUCUUACUCGGACCCAAGCAUUCUCCAACAGAGAUAUUAUGCAAUCAUGGGAUUGAAAAUGUUUUGGCCAAGUUGGAUGAUUAUCCGCAUAUUACGAAGGUUUCUAUUGGAGAUUUAUAUUUGCUCAUGGGAAGAGAGUUGUCAUCACUGGAUGAAGUUCCUCCAGGAAAUAUAGUUGGUAUCGCAGGAUUGGAGGACCACGUCUUGAAGUCUGCUACAUUAUCUACCACAAUUGCUUGUCCAGCAUUCAAUGCAUUAUCAAAAGAUACAGCACCUAUAAUAAGGGUAGCAAUAGAACCUAAACUUUUAAGUCAGAUGAAUCAGUUGAUGGAGGGAUUGAGAUUGCUGAACCAGGCUGAUCCGUGCGUUCAAGUGUUGGUGCAAGAAACAGGGGAACAUGUCAUUGUAACUGCGGGUGAAGUUCAUUUACAAAGAUGCCUGGACGAUUUGAAACAAAGAUUUGCAAAAAUUGACUUUAAUGUAUCCACUCCCAUUGUACCAUUCCGAGAGACUGUGAUACCACGACCUAAGUUUGAUGUGAUGAACGAACUAUUGGAAACGCAGGAAAAAGAUUUGAAGCAGAAAUUCAAGUCGAAAGAUCAAGAGGAUGACGCUGAUGAACAAUCAUACCAAGUUAAAAGUCGAAGAAAAAAUUAUUUUGAAAGAAAAGGUUGCAUAAGUGUGUUCACACCUGGCCAAGAAUAUGAAUUUGUCUUGCGUGCUGUCCCUUUACCUGAGGAAGUUACAAAAACCUUGGAAAAUAACGCAGAUGACCUUAAAAUGCUUGAUAGAUUAGAUGUCACAUUUAGGGAAGAGCUAAAACGAAAAAAUCAAAUGGAUACAACUAUAGAGACGAAUGGUGAAAGUGACACAAAUAAUACAAUCCCGAUAGAGCAAUCACAAAUUAAAAGUGAAGCUUUGAAACGAUUAAAAUCUCUUUAUGAUGAAAUAAAAGAAAAAUUUGAAAAAACUGAAAAAGGAAUGUGGCUUAAUGCGGCCGAUAAUAUCUGGUCUUUUGGUCCACGUCGUAAUGGAUGCAAUGUUUUAAUUAAUGCAGUGAAAGAUUAUGAUAGGCCGUCCAUCUGGUGUGGUAUUUUAGGCCACGAUGAUACAAGAAAUAAACAAUAUCGUGAACUUGAUCGUAGUAUAACAAGUGGAUUUCAGUUGGCUACUCUGGCUGGUCCAUUGUGUGAAGAGCCAAUGCAUGGGGUUGCUUUUAUAUUGGAAGAAUGGAACGCUGGAGAUUUUUCACAACAAAAUGAUGUAGACUCUACUGAGAGUAAUGGUCACAUGGGUACAAGAAAAUUUGGUGGCAUAAAGGGCUCCCUGUCUGGUCAAUUGAUUUCUAUGAUGAAAGAAGCAUUCAGGUCUGCUUUUCAGAAUCAGCCCCAACGACUCAUGGCUGCAAUGUAUACCUGUGAUAUACAAGCCACCGUUGAUGUACUAGGAAAAGUCUAUGCUGUGCUUGGAAAACGGGAAGGUCGUGUUGUGAAAGAAGAUAUGAAAGAAGGAUCAGAUAUUUUCAAUGUUGUGGCCGCAUUACCAGUUGCGGAAAGUUUUGGAUUUGCAGAAGAAAUCAGGAAGAGGACGAGUGGACUGGCAAGUCCUCAACUAAUGUUUAGUCAUUGGGAGGUUGUCCCGAGUGACCCAUUCUGGGUUCCCACGACAGAGGAAGAAAUGCAACAUUUUGGCGAAAAAGCAGAUUUUGAAAACCAGGCUACAAAAUAUAUGAAUACUGUUCGAAGAAGAAAAGGACUUUUUGUAGAAGAGAAAACAGUUCAACAUGCAGAAAAACAAAGAACUCUAACAAAAAAUAAAUAGAUGCCAUUAUGGAAAUAUGAAUGAAAUAUUGGUGGUAGAUAAAUACAGUGGAAUAAAUGAUAGGUUCUGGCA